AUGGCGGCACCUGCAAACACCACCGCAGAGGCCCUGGCCUCGGAGGAAGUCUAUUUCUCUCAAAACCCUCCCCCGCGCAACUUAUCAGCCCACACAGCUCUUGCUGCCGGCUUCAUUUCUUCCCACGCUGCCGCAGGUCGUCGUGUCGUUCUGGUCACAUCAGGAGGCACAACCGUGCCUUUGGAGAAGCAGACGGUCCGCUACAUUGACAACUUCAGCGCUGGUACACGUGGCGCUACGAGCGCCGAGUACUUCCUUGAAGCUGGCUACGCAGUCAUUUUUCUGCAUCGACAGUUCAGUCUGCUGCCGUACUCGAGACAUUAUUCGCAUGCUACGGAUUGCUUUUUGGACUUUUUGACCGAGGAUGCGGAUGAUAGAAUCGCUGUGAGGGGUGAGGUGCAGGAUAAGAUGCGUGAGGUGUUGAGAAAGUAUCGCAAGGCGAGGGAUGAUAACAUGCUGCUCACCCUACCUUUCGUCACUAUUGUCGAUUAUCUCCAUGAGCUGCGCGAGAUUGCUAGACUCAUGCGUCCCCUCGGUCCUUCCGGUCUUCUCUACCUCGCCGCCGCAGUAUCGGACUUUUUCGUUCCUCCUAACCGUAUGGCAGAGCACAAGAUCCAGUCUACCAACGCCGUUGAGCAAAAGCGACCCGAGGAUGAAGAGACUUUCGACAAUUUCGACUCGUCGCCUUCUGUCCCCCGCUCAAAGCGCCUUAUCGUCGAUUUGGAUCCUGUUCCCAAGUUCCUCAAAAACCUUGUCGAUGGCUGGGCGCCAGAGGGUAUGAUUGUGUCGUUCAAGCUUGAGACAGAUCCUGCACUGCUCGUCCGCAAGGCUCGCUACAGUCUUGAUCGCUACCAGCACCAUCUCGUCAUUGGAAAUCUGCUUUCCACGCGAAAGUGGGAGGUUGUCUUUGUAAGUCCCGGAAGGGAUGAUCGCUGGGUGCGUGUGCCACGAGAGGGCGGAUGGGGAGAAGCUGAGGGGAGACCACUCGUGGCGGAGGAGCUGCCGGCUCAAGAUCCUGAUGUUGAGAUUGAGUCUCUCAUCAUUCCUGCGGUGCAGGAGCUACAUGGUGAGCACAUCAAGGGGCAGAGUAAGAAGUGA
Molecule: messenger RNA, 1098 nt
Organism: Fusarium coffeatum
Lineage: Eukaryota; Fungi; Ascomycota; Sordariomycetes; Hypocreales; Nectriaceae
Exons: 1
Coding region: 1-1098 (365 amino acids)
Biological process (GO): coenzyme A biosynthetic process
Cellular component (GO): cytoplasm; nucleus
Molecular function (GO): phosphopantothenate--cysteine ligase activity
Source: RefSeq, a predicted model, not a curated record